Archocentrus centrarchus (flier cichlid) is the source of this 3695-nucleotide messenger RNA. Its product is annotated as eosinophil peroxidase-like. Gene Ontology annotation, molecular function: peroxidase activity; protein binding; heme binding. The transcript has 20 exons. The record is from RefSeq and is a predicted model, not a curated record. Lineage: Eukaryota; Metazoa; Chordata; Actinopteri; Cichliformes; Cichlidae. Gene Ontology annotation, biological process: response to oxidative stress. The coding region runs from base 88 to 3261 and encodes 1057 amino acids.
CAACAGCAGCUGGAAGAUCGAGGUGGAUGCUCCAGGAUACUAGGACACAAAAGAAAAAAAGAAUAAGAAUACCUUACUCUCACAGAGAUGAAUCGGUUUCUGUGCCUGCUGGCUGUAGGCCUCUACCUGUGCUUGCAAUGCCAGGUGAAUGAAGCACAUUUGAGCCGGAGCUACAUUGAAAAAACUGUGCUGGCAGCAAAGGCCAAAGUGGACGCAGCCUAUCGGUAUUCAAGGCAACAGAGCGUGGAUCGUGUGAGGAGGGACGCACGUUACGAGGAUGUCGUGCGGCUAAUGAAGCAGCCCAGAGGAGUCUCCCGCAUUGUUGUGCGCUCUGCUGAUUACCUGGCUACCUCUUUGCAAAUGAUCACUGAUAAUCUUGAAAGGCGUCACAAACGCUCCGUAAAUGCCACAGAUUUCCUCUCUGAUCAAGAUCUGCAGACCCUCAUUGGUCUGACAGGCUGCUCUCCAAGUCAGCGCAUCCCUGCUUGUGAGACGACUCAAAAUUUGCAGGCAUAUCGUAGUGCAAGCAGCGUCUGCAACAACAGGAGAAACACCCGCUGGGGGGCCUCCAACAUACCUUUUCUCCGCUGGCUCCCUCCUGUGUAUGAGAAUGGUUUUUCUACACCUAAAGGCUGGAGCCCUGAGCUUGGUGUCAACGGUUAUGUCCUUCCCCUGGUAAGAGACGUGUCCAACAGCAUUUUGGCAACAGCUAACUCUGAUGUGGAGAACGACCCACUCUACACUUUCCUGGUGACAAUUUUUGCCCAGUUCACUGACCACGACCUAACCUUCACCCCUACCUCUCCGUCCAUUACCACAUAUACUGGCAGGACCGACUGUGAAAUGAGUUGUGUGCGCCAAGACCCCUGCUUCCCCAUUCCAAUUCCCAGCAGUGACCCCCGGUUUGGCAGUAAUUCAAACGAAUGCUUGCCCUUCACCCGCUCAGCUCCAGCUUGUGGCACUGGAGACAAUAACUUUAACUUCGUUGCGAGCACUGUCCGUCAGCAGAUCAACACUCUCACAUCCUUCAUUGAUGCAGGUCAGGUCUACGGUUCAGAUGAUGUCAAAGCUCGCUCCCUUCGCGACCUCUCCACAGAUGAGGGUCUUUUGAGAGUCAACAGUCAAUUUAACGACAACGGCCGUGAGCUUCUGCCCUUUGCCACAGGGAGCACCAAUCCGUGUGCCACCCGAGCUCGCAUUACCGAUGAUACCACUGCCCAGGAGGUGCCCUGCUUUGUCGCUGGUGAUGACCGCUCAAAUGAGAACAUUGCACUGACCUCUCUGCACACACUCCUGCUGCGUGAGCACAACCGACUGGCACGCGCUCUGGUCCUCCUCAAUCCACAGUGGAAUGGAGAGAGACUCUACCAGGAGGCCCGCAAGAUCGUGGGUGCAUAUAUGCAGGUGAUCACAUACAGAGACUACUUACUCCACAUUGUAGGCCCAGACUUCAUUUCCAGCCAUCUGUCCACCUACCCCGGUUAUAAUAACAGCGUGGAUCCCAGCAUCGCCAACGUGUUUGCCACAGCUGCUUACCGUUUUGCUCACCUAAUGGUUCAGCCUUUCAUUUUCCGUCUUAAUGAGACGUACCAGGAGCACCCUCAGUACCCCAGCCCACUGCUGCACAAAUCCUUCAGUGCACCAUGGAGGGUCAUCUUUGAAGGUGGUAUGGACCCUAUCUUAAGAGGACUGGUGGGCAGUCCAGCUAAGCUGGGGACUCAGCAGCACAUGAUGAGUGAUGAGCUGAGGGACAGGCUGUUUAAAUUCAGUGCUAGGCUGGCUCUGGAUCUGGGUUCGCUGAACAUGCAGAGAGGAAGAGACCAUGGACUCCCUGGUUACAACCAGUGGCGCAAGUUCUGUGGACUGUCACAGCCACAAAAUCUUAAUGAGUUGGCUGCAGUGCUGAACAACACAGAUCUGGCGAUGGAGCUGCUGGAUCUUUAUGGCACCCCUGACAACAUUGAUGUGUGGCUGGGAGGCGUAUCAGAGCCAUUUGUCCAUGGAGGAAGAGUGGGACCCCUGUUUGCUUGCCUGAUUACAAAUCAGUUCCAAAGGAUUCGCCAGGGAGACAGACUUUGGUGGGAGAAUGAAGGAGUCUUCACUGAGGCUCAGAAGAGCUCACUGAGGAACGUAUCACUUGCCCGUAUAAUCUGUGAUAACACUGGUAUCACUGAAGUCCCUGAAAAACCUUUCCUGUACCGGCCUCGAGAGGCUGGCUACACCCAGUGCCAUAAUAUCCCCGCCUUUGACCUCAGUCCAUGGAAGGAGGGGGCACAAGUCCCAGUACCACAACCAGCGCCAGGCCCACGUGGACCUUCAGGACCUCAAGGACUACCUGGCCCUGCUGGCCCUGCUGGCCCUGCUGGACCUGCUGGCCCCCGUGGACCUCCUGGCCCUCCUGGACCUCCCGACAACCAACAGAAAGCUGCUUUCUCAGUGAAACUCGGCAGCAGCUCCCCCAAAGCUCUCUCACCGAUCAUUUUCCGUGACUUAAUCUACAAUGGACAGAGCAGCUAUAACACUAAGAAUGGGCAGUUUACAUGUGAUCAGCCGGGUGUUUAUGAGUUUGACUUCAGCCUCACAAUCAACAAGAAUGCUGCCACUGUGGAUCUGCUGAAAAACGGACAGCUUGUUCUGCACGCAUACACCACAAAGCAUACUGGUAUCACUGAACUCCCUGAAAAACCUUUCCUGUACCGCCCUCGAGGGUCUGGCUACACCCAGUGCAGUAAUAUCCCCGCCUUUGACCUCAGUCCAUGGAAGGAGGGGGCACAAGGCCCAGUACCAUUUCCACCACAAGCACAAGGCCCACGUGGACUUCCUGGACCUCCAGGACCACCUGGCCCCGCUGGCCGCACUGGACCUCCUGGACCUCCUGGCAACCAACUGAAAGCUGCUUUCACAGUGAAACUUGGCAGCAGCUCCCCCAGAGCUGGCUUUCCAGUCAUUUUCAGUGAUGUAAUCUACAAUGAACAGAGCAGCUAUAACACCCGGAAUGGGUUGUUUACAUGUGAUCAGCCGGGUGUUUAUGAGUUUGACUUCAGCCUCACAAUCAACAAGAAUGCUGCCACUGUGGAUCUGCUGAAAAACGGACAGCUUAUUCUGCACGCAUACACCACAAAGCAUACUGGUUACCUGAUUGCCAGUGGCAGCAUUAAUGUUCGACUUAGCAAGGGUGACAAGGUCUGGCUGGUUAUAAACCAGGGUGGCAAUAUCAUCAGUAGUGACAGCUACUUCAGCGGGCAUCUGCUGUUUGCGUAAAAUGUCCACUGACACAUAACAUCCUCAAAACACCGCAAAAAAAUCAUUUUUCCCCACUUGUUUUGUAGUGUGCACCUUUUAAAAUGUUGCCUGUAGUUUAUGAUUAUUAGUUAGUACUUAGUCCUCAAUAGUUAGAUUACUAAGAUUACAGUCAUCCCACUCUAAAGCAAUUAAAGGCAGAACAAGCAAAUGUGAAUCUUGCUGAGAGAAAUGCACAAAGUUUUAAAAUGCUACACUGUUUAACUGUUUUAAAACGUGUUAUUGAAGGAAUAUGCAUAACACACUGAUCAGACAAAAAGGGUUUUAAUGAAGAUUAUUUAAAAUCAUGAGUGAAUUAUUGUAUAUUUGUUUGAUUAAGUUUUUAAUUAGUUAUUCAGCUGUCUUUUAAAAUCCUAAGAAGUGAUUGUGUUCUUAGCCUUUCCUUGAUAAUGAAA